Molecule: messenger RNA, 5236 nt
Organism: Micropterus salmoides (largemouth bass)
Lineage: Eukaryota; Metazoa; Chordata; Actinopteri; Centrarchiformes; Centrarchidae
Gene: tbc1d32
Product: TBC1 domain family, member 32
Exons: 34
Coding region: 120-4025 (1301 amino acids)
Biological process (GO): non-motile cilium assembly
Source: RefSeq, a predicted model, not a curated record
UACGCUAAGUGCACGUUUCCAUAGAGACGCAGCAAUCGGUGGCAAGUGCUCCUCAAAAUGCUAACGUUAACUGGAUGAAAAAGCUUUUUUAAGUCCCAAAACAAGGACCCGCUGUAGAGAUGUCUCAGCUGUCAGCUGAAGAUGAGGUGGAGUUGCAGUCGCUGCUCAAGCAGCUUUUGAGAAGCAUUAACGACAGAAUCUCUGGUGCUCCAUCGACCGAAUGUGCUGAAGAGAUCCUUCUUCACCUGGAGGAGACUGACAAGAACUUCCACAAUUAUGAAUUUGUCAAGUACCUCCGUCAGUACGUGGAGAGUUCAUUGGGGACUGUAGUGGAAGAAGAGACAAAGAACUUGACCAGAGGAGAUGCACAGCAUGCAAUAAGCCCAGGUCACGACACCUUGAUCCACGCUGUCACCCGAAGGACCAGAGACUCGGCUGAGUACCAGCAGAUGAUGCAGACAUUGAAAAACACCAUGAUCAUGGUGGUGGAGUCUUCAAUCAAUAAAUUUGAGGAGGACCAGAUGAGAAAAGAGGAGAUGCACAGAAAGAAGCAGCACAGUCAGUCCAACAGCCAGUACAUUGACAACUGCUCGGACAGUGACUCCUCCUUCAACCAGAGUUAUGCAUUCAUCAGACAAGAGCAGCUGCAAGCUUUGGCUGAAAAACUUGACUCCAGCAGACCCAAAGAGGUGCGUUGGGAGGCUCUUCAGGCCCUCUGCUGUGCCCCUCCGUCUGAUGUGUUGAACUGUGAGAGCUGGAGCGGCCUACGCAGGAACCUCUGUGCUGCUCUGAACGAUCCUGACCUCACCGAUAACGUACUGCAGUUCUUUGCUAAAAGCUUCUCCUCCUCUCCACUGAAUGUGACACGAGAGAUCUACACCAGCUUGGCUAAAAGUGUGGAGUCAAGCUUUCUGUCUCACAAGCUAAGCUUUCCAAGUAGCUCAGCUACCAUCGACAUAAACAGACCUGAAAUCAGUCGUCUUCUCAAACAGAUUCGAUUGAUGAAUGACUUUCAAAAGGAGGUGACAACCUUUUGGAUUCGUCAUCCUGAGAAAUACAUGGAGGAAGUUAUUGAGAGCACGUUCUCCCUGUUGUCCUUCCAUCAUGAACAUGGAUCAGCCUCACCAGGGACAGAGAAAGCUCUGGAAUCCAUUCACCUACUGGCCUUACUGGAUAUUAAAGCUACCUGGUUUAAAAAGUGGAUGCAUGGAUACUACAGUAGGACUGUGGUUCUGAGACUCUUGGAGAGAAAAUACAAGUCUCUGAUUGUAGCAGCCCUUCAGCAGUGUAUACAUUACAGUGAAUCAUGUGAACGUUUUGCAAAUGAGACUACUGAUCCCCAGUCAGCGGAGCCGCAGACCACUGGUUCAGCCCAAAGGAGUGUCUAUACAGGAAAAGAGCUUGAAUAUGCUUUCUUUGUGCAUUCGCUGUGUGUCCUGGGGAAACUCCUCAUCUACACCAAUGGGAGAAAGCUCUUUCCUAUCAAAGUGAGGAAACGCAAAGAUCCCGUUUACCUGACAGACCUGGUUGUCAUCCUGAUUAACAUCAUGUACCAACACCCCACACCUCUGCACUGUGACACCUCACACACAGACUCCCUGUCGCCCAGCAGUCUAUCGAUGGAGGUGCUAUGGAUGCUGUGUGAGAGGACAGAGUGUGCUGCAGUGUGUCUCCACCAGCCCCCUGUAAUAGAGAAACUACUGGCUCCUGUUAUAGCUCUGCUCAAUGGACAGCAGGCCAAAUUAAAAUCUCCUGAAGCAACACUGACUCUCAUCGCUGAUGUUCUGGCUCGGAUCGCAAACACUGACAGAGGAUUAGCUCUCUUCUUAUACGAGAAGAAUCUGGUUGUAGGCCACAGUGAGAGAACCUUUGCUGCUCAUGUCGUUGUGCAGUUCACCCUCAGGCUGCUGGAUAAGGACCUGUCAUCACUAAGUGAAUCCAACACAUCCCAUACAUUAUGUGGAGCCUUUAUCUUUGUUUGUAGACAGAUAUACAACACCUGUGAGGGUUUACAGGUCCUCCGACCCUAUGGCCUGCACAAGGCUGUAGCUGCUGCAUGGAAAAAGACCAGUUCCUUGUCAGAAAGGGUUCCGACCCCGGUACCUGGAGCCACUGCUAGGACAUCCACACAGGAGCUGCAAAACAUGCUCAUCUGGGAGGAGACAUUGUUGGACAGCUUGCUGAACUUUGCUGCAACUCCUAAAGGCCUGCUGCUGCUCCAGCAGACAGGAGCCAUGAAGGAUAGUGUCUCCUACAUGUUCUCUCGCUUUACUAAAAAACUACAGGUAAGCCGCUGUGAGAAGUUUGGAUACGGUGUGAUGGUGACACAGGUGGCAGCAACUGCUCCAGGGGUGGUGGCUUUGCACAGAUCAGGAUUUGUCCGGGCACUGGUGAUAGAGCUGUGGUCUGUUCUUGAGUGCGGCAGCGAAGAUAUCAAGGUGGUCCGUCCCAAGCCUACACCCAUGGACCCCAUAGACAGGAGCUGCCUCAAGUCCUUCCUGUCCUUGGUCAACCUGCUCUCCUCUUCCCAGUCAGUGUGGGAGUUGCUGGGCCGACAACCUCUAGCCAACAAGAGUGAAUACACCCUGAGAGAAAUGCCCACCUCCAUUGCUGAUUUGAUUGACAGGCUGAUUGCUGUGAAUUCAGAUGCGAAGAUUAAUUCCCUGUUUCACUAUGAACAGUCUCACACAUUCGGCCUGAGACUGCUCAGUGUGCUUUGCUGUAAUCUGGACUCCUUUCUGCUGCUGGAGAGCCAGUACGACAUCUGCUCCAUGCUGCUGCAGAGUCAGAGAGAAAACGUGACUGAAGUGGACACCAAUGAUGGGGAGUUCAUCAUUGACAGUCUGUCAGUGGAGAGGAAUCACGUGCUGGUUCGUGUUAGUGUGGUGGGAGGUCCGUCUGAGAGGAAGCUUCCUCCUCGAGCACUGCAGGAGGGAGAAGAUCCUUACCCCUGGCCCAUGUUUUCAAGCUACCCUCUACCUCACUGCUACACUUUAGACCCACCUAAGAUCCACCAUAGCUCACAGGACUCUGAGAUCAGUGCAUUUCUGGCAUCUAAAGACUCAAAGAAUGAGGAGAGCUGGAUGGAGAUCUGCCGGAGACUGUACUGCAAAGUUAUGACCUCCAAAGCCAACGUUUUAACUGGAAAGGUGCUGGCUGACCUUCUGGAGAAGGUUGUGGCCCAUCUAUCUAACUCUGCCACAGAGUGCUUCUUCUCUCCUGCUCAGUACAAAGUAGAGGAGAUAAGUCUGAAGAGUGCAGUACUAUCAUCUGUGGAGCAGCUGGGAAUCAACACCUGUCUCUGGUACGGCAGCUACCUCAAGCUACUGAAAGAAGAUGCUGUCAAUGACCUGACACUGCUAAUGAAGCACAUUAAGAUCUUCUUGUUCACACAGAGAGUUAAAACUGCUUCAGAGCUCAUCACUCAGCAGGAUGGUUAUCCAGGCCACGACUGGCUGGCCUCCACAGUGUUCCUCAUCAUGGCUGGAGAUAUGGACCGGUCUCUAAGUUUCUUACUCAACCUGUCCUCUCUGCUUACCUCUGCAUUCAUCUGGCCAGCAAGGAUACAUGCCUCUAUCCAUGUUCCUGUGCAAGUAGCUGAAUCGGGAGUUCCUCCUGUUUACUGGUGUACAGCUCACUAUGUGGAGAUGCUGCUGAGAGCUAAAGUUCCUCUGGUCCACUCCGCCUUCAGGAUGUCUGGUUUCACCCCAUCCCAGAUGUGCCUCCAUUGGCUGACGCAGUGUUUCCUGAACUACUUGGACUGGACAGAAAUCUGCCACUACAUCUCCACCUGUGUGGUGAUGGGACCCGACUACCAGGUUUACAUGUGUGUGGCUAUAUUCAAACAUCUGCAGCCAGACAUCCUGCAGCGUACACAGUCCCAGGAGCUGCAGGUCUUCCUGAAGGAGGAGCCAAUCGCGGGCUUCAAGGUCAGUAACUACCUGGAGUUCAUGGAGGGACUGGAGCGCAGCUACAGAAACAUUGUUCUCUCCGACAUGAAAAGCAUCACUAACCCUGUCAAGUAAGAACAUGUUGAAACUUUCUGUGUUAAACAACUUCUUUAAGUUUUAAUCUGCCUCAUCACAGCUUGGCUAAGAUUCAGUACAUACCUGAAUACAUCUCCUUGUGGCAACACUUGUCUCAACCACUUCCCACCAUAGCAUUUCUCCCACAAGCCUCCGCUGUGCACUGUGACACACUGAACACCAUGUUUUCAUGUUGAUCAAGCCGCUUAGUGAGUCAAACUCGACAGAUGGGGAUGUAUCAAGGAUGAGAGCCUUGCCAUCAGAAUAAAGAUGCUCCAAUUCAUGACGAUGUUGAUGGAAAACCGAAUUUAGGGCACAGUUCUACAAAAUUGUUCUCUGAAAUGACAUACAAUUGCCUUCAAAGCAACAUCCUUGUCUAAAACAUGUCUUAUUGUCAUUAUAUCAUAACAAUACUACAAAAGUCCUACAAAGAGAUUUGAACCUCAUGUUUGUUCCAUAAAAUUAAAGGAUUAAAGGAUGGUGAUAUUCUAUAUUAUUACAUAUUAUUAAGUAUUUCCUUUAUAUCUGAGGCCUGAGACAUCCUGUUCCUCUGUGCCAUAGAGCUCCAUUGUAGUCCAAAAGCUAUUAUUACCAUGAACACACACACUGUAGUUAAUUUAAGUCGAACCCACAUACACCGUACUGCUGCUGCAAAUACUCAGAUACGAAAUGUGUCCUGCUCUCAAAUACAGUUUACUCCAGUUUGAGUAACAUUUUCUAAAAAAAUUUAGUGCCCAGCUAUUUAUGCUAAUUACUGAAUAUUUUUUUUAUGAAAUGAAACCUUAUAGUCUUGAAGCUUUUUCAAAGAUUCAUGUCCUUGAUAGUAACAAAUGGGCUUGUGGCUGAGGGAUGAGGCUUUGGAAAAUGUUGAGGACGACAACUUACACAUUUUUGGGAUUUGCUGAUGAACAGACAAAUACAGAAUACCGCCAUACUUUUCCUGCAUGUUCUACAUUACUGUGCAUGAUGUAAAUACUGUAUGUGAUGUUCAUAAACAGCUUUGAAAGUCUAAUAAUCAAAUGUUUUAUUUCUGUAUUUAUGUUUACCCUCAUGUAAAUAUCUAAGAUCUUUUGUAUGCAUUCAACAAGAUGUUCUUGUUCUUAGUACUGAAAGAAGCACAGAGUUGCAACUGAAUGGAUUUUGAUGCAGUGUGAAACAAAAGACUGUGUUGCACUUUCUGUGAUAAUAAAGCAUUUAUCCAGAUAAAUUAA